CACUGUAAAUAUAUUCUACAUUCAAUUAUUGGUUUGCGUCGUGAGGAUGUAUUGUUUUUGUUUUAUAUCGAUAAUGAUUCAAAGUUAGCUGAGGUGAGUAAUGAAAGGAACGACGACGGUUUAUUGCCCUUAGAAGUGGCGUUAGAAUCGAAACAGUUCAAUCUAGCCACAUCGAUCAUCAAUCAUCGCGGUGAUGCGGAUUGUUGCCGAUUCUUGUGUGAAAAUGGUGCGAAAUUAGAUGUACGGGUCGUGUCGAGCGGUGAGACUCUGCUGCACAUAUUGGCGAAUUCGUGUUGCUCUGAUGAUAUGUUAGCGUGGAUUGCAACCAUUUGUGAUCAGUUGAACAUCAACGAUGUUGAUCUGCAAAACAGUGAUUUUGUGUGUUCAGAAGCGCAUUGUUGUGUGCAGUGGAAAGUGACAAUAGACGUUUGGUGGAGUUUNGCACUGCAAUUGGCGUUAUUGCAACAAAACGACAUCGAACGAUCAGAAGCAUUGCUCAAGACGGGUGCCGAUUUGAAUACAACAGUGCAAAAUGAUGGUGAUACACUCGUACAUAGUGCUAUAAGAAGCAAGAAUUUAUCUGCGCUGCAGUUUCUGUGUGCUCAUAAAGCUGAUGUCAACUUGCGUAAUAAAGAGGGUUUGACAGCGUUGCAUUUAGCCGUUUCACAGCCAGAAUUCCAAGCGGACAUAUUGCGAUUGCUGCUGAAAUCUGGAGCGGAUCUGACCCUAAAAACACCCGAGACUGGAUCGACAGUGUUCCAUCUGGCAGUUGAGAAGGAAUGUGGUGAUCAGAUCCUGCGAAUAAUCGCCGAAGAAAGAGGAAAACCACUUCCUUUAUCGGUAACGGAUGCGAACGACGAGACACCGUUUGCGAAAGCGUUGCUGAAUGGAUUCGUGGAAGCACCGAGAAUCCUGUUGAGAGCCGGAGGAGCCGAUGUGAACGAGGUGGAUCGUAACGGAGUGCCGUUGCUGCUGAGGGCAAUCGCCAAGAAACACGACAACGCGGCCGUCUUUCUGCUCAAAAAUGGUGCUGAUCCUACAGUUAGAAUGCCUGAGAGUAAGAAUUGUUUGGAAUUGGCCGUUGAAUGUGGUCUAUUGGAAACAGUUCGAUGCUUAUGCAAAUCGGGUGCGAAUCUGGAUUGGCGAGAUCCGCUCACUGGCUUACCACCGUUGUGGAGUGCCGUAAGUCAAGGUUCAUUUGACGUGGCUGCAGUUUUGGUGGAGCAUGGAUGUGAUACAAAUGGAUGGGCGUACAGUGACGACCGUACCUAUACACAAACACUGCUGCAUCGUGCAAUCGACUUGAAUCUAACAGAUGCAGCGAUUUUCUUGAUUCAGAAGUUGGUUUUUUUGCAUCUCGGGUUGUUCUCGUCGAUCGUUGAGCAGUUUAGCGGAUGA
Molecule: messenger RNA, 1398 nt
Organism: Anisakis simplex (herring worm)
Lineage: Eukaryota; Metazoa; Nematoda; Chromadorea; Rhabditida; Anisakidae
Source: the annotation of a GenBank genome assembly